CCUGAAGAGGACCAGAAGCUGAUUUAUUCUGGGAAGCUGCUGCUUGAUCAUCAUUGUCUGGGAGAGUUGCUGCCAAAGCAGGGGGAGUUGCAUGCUCUUCAUUUGGUAUACAGCUUCAAGUCUCCUGCAGAUGUGCAAGGAGCCAGUGCAGAGGUUAAGGCUGAUCAGCCAAAGUCAUUGUCAGAAGAUAGACAGGAAUCGCCUGUAUCUUCCUCAGAUGGUGAAAGACUGAGAUGCUCUUCUGGUGGCCAGUCUUUGGCAGAAGAUGGAAACAGGCCCGAAACAACUCGGCAUCCCUUCCAGAGUGUGGCUCCUGGCUUCUCUCCUUAUACGACCUACAGCAUGCUUCAGAUGUCCUGGUUUCAGCAGAUGUAUGCAAGGCAGUAUUACAUGCAAUACUUGGCUUCUACUGCUGCAUCUGCUGACCCAUCCCAUACACGCCGUUCUCAGGAGAUACCUGUGGCACCCCCAGCUCCUCUCCCAGACCCAUUUCCUGCACAAAAUCAGCCUGGAAAUCCGAACCCCGCUGCCCAGGUUAAUGCAGCGGCCAACCAGAACUUGCGGAUGAACGCCCAAGGGGGUCCCCUCAUGGAGGAACAGGAGGAGGGUGGCAAUCGAGACUGGUUGGACUGGCUCUACUCGGCUACGCUGUUCUAUGUCUUUGUCAACAUCAUCUAUUUCUACUCCAGUGUCAGCAGAUUCCUCCUGGUUAUGGGUGGCACUGUUCUGAUGUACCUGCACCAUGUCGGGUGGCUUCCAUUUAGACGAAGACCAGUCCAGCCCUUGCCAGGCAAUGCUCCUCCUCAAGCUGUGAUAAACCAGGACCAGAACAAUAACCUACAGGGGGGAAAUGCUGGCAGAGUGGAUGAAUCUGAGGCGCCUGCUGAUGAGGGACAAGUUUUACAAGAACUGCAGCAGGACAACCCCUCCAUUAUGAGCACAGCAUGGGUAUUUUUCAAGACUUUCUUUGCAUCCCUCCUUCCAGAAGGGCCUGGAGUGACCCGCAACUGA
Molecule: messenger RNA, 1011 nt
Organism: Eurypyga helias (sunbittern)
Lineage: Eukaryota; Metazoa; Chordata; Aves; Eurypygiformes; Eurypygidae
Gene: HERPUD1
Product: homocysteine-inducible, endoplasmic reticulum stress-inducible, ubiquitin-like domain member 1
Exons: 7
Biological process (GO): endoplasmic reticulum unfolded protein response; ubiquitin-dependent protein catabolic process; negative regulation of endoplasmic reticulum stress-induced intrinsic apoptotic signaling pathway
Cellular component (GO): endoplasmic reticulum membrane
Molecular function (GO): transmembrane transporter binding
Source: RefSeq, a predicted model, not a curated record